Messenger RNA from Adineta ricciae, 879 nucleotides. The record is from the annotation of a GenBank genome assembly. NCBI's taxonomy places the organism in Eukaryota, Metazoa, Rotifera, Eurotatoria, Adinetida, Adinetidae.
AUGGUUGCAGGUUCGAAUACCGCAGUUGGUUACACACCUUUGCAAGUAUUGAAUAGUAAGGGUGCGGUACAAACAAGUGGUGUUCAAAAUGUGCUCAGCAUCAAUGACUUGUCUGGGUUACAAGGACUAAAACCUUUUGAUGUCACCGGCGAUCCAAGUAAAAAGGUGCGUAUUGAUCUUCUGGAGAAGAAUGGCUUCAAGCCUUUGCUGCUCGGCGAAAAUCAUCUCGUAUGGAAAGAUGGUGAACCAAUCGAUCCUUUCGUUCUGGCUGUCUUGGUCGAUGGUAGUGAUCAAAAGCAGCAGCCGACACUUCUAUGUAGUCGUGAAAUCUACAAUGAAAACAAACGUCUGAUUAAAAUGACACCGUAUCGCCGGUUACGUUGCGGUCGAGCACCAUUCGAUUUUGAUGGCGUGCAAAAUAUUCCAAAAUGGGCAACACAAAACUUCUCGAAGAAAGCAGCCGAACUAAUUAGCAGUCAAGAAUAUCCGAAAAACUAUCUUAUUACACGAGUGCUUCACCUUCAACAAGCGCUCGAAUCCACAAUCGAUAAGGCUACCAAAGCCACAAAGAUGCUUCUUUAUUUACUACAUUAUGGUCAUUCGAUCAGCGGUAUACCGAAUUCUCCAAACACGACACCUAUACUCGACGUCAUACAGAAAUAUACGGAUCUUUCAUGUGGUAUUACUGCUAGCAACAACAGAAACGAAACAAAUUCAAGAUGGUUAAUCAAGUAUACUUCAGGUAUAGUGGACGUUGAUGCACUCUCCGACUUUAUUUUCGGUGAACUUUACAUACCGCUGACAUUGCUAGUACUCCGAAUCAGCCCAUUCAAUUAUUUCACAGUUGGACAUUCAACAAGGGCAUCUACGACGCACUAA